GCUGAUCUGGGAACGGCCAUCACUAAGCGUCAGUAGGAGGUGGAAGGAUAAAGUGUGUUAAGGUAAAGGCGAGAAAAGAGACACGGACUUUAAGAGUUAGCUCUGUUUUAUGAUCGGGAUUCAGUAAAGGGGAAAAAAGGACUAGCAGAAGAAAAGGCGGAUAUAAGGGACGACAGAAGGAAUAAUAAGUUUUCUUUGGAUUAAACUGAACUGAGUUUCUGUACAAGAUGGCGUCAGCGAGUGACCCCCGGCAGACGCAGGUGCAGAAGGAUGCGGCCGACCAGAACUUCGACUACAUGUUUAAACUACUUAUCAUUGGUAACAGCAGCGUAGGGAAGACCAGCUUCCUGUUCCGCUACGCAGAUGAUUCGUUCACCUCGGCAUUCGUCAGCACCGUUGGCAUCGACUUCAAAGUUAAAACUGUGUACCGCAAUGAGAAACGUAUCAAACUCCAGAUCUGGGACACUGCAGGUCAGGAGAGAUAUCGUACCAUCACCACAGCCUACUACAGAGGAGCAAUGGGCUUCCUGCUGAUGUAUGACAUAACCAACCAGGAGUCCUUCUAUGCUGUACAGGACUGGGCGACUCAGAUUAAGACAUACUCGUGGGACAAUGCUCAAGUUAUUCUGGUUGGAAAUAAAUGUGACCUGGAGGAUGACCGGCUGGUGGCCACAGAAGAUGGACAGAGACUAGCUAAUGAGUUAGGGUUCCAGUUCUUUGAGGCAAGUGCAAAAGACAACAUCAAUGUAAAGCAGGUUUUUGAGCGGCUUGUUGAUAUUAUCUGUGACAAGAUGAACGAGAGCAUGGAUGGACAGCCUAGCCCACUGGCCAAUCACAAAGGACCCAGUCUAGAGGACACACCCACUAACAGCCAAAAUGGCUGCUCAUGUUAAUAAUUGCUCUCACACUUAGACACACACACACACACACACACACACACACACACACACACACACACACACACACACUUAGAUGAUAUGCACAUAUGCUUUGCCCAACAUAACCACACUCUUACACUCUACCAUUAGUACUAAUGCAGCAAAUUGUACAGUGUAAGUGUAUAGUACAUGUAUACACACACACACACACACACACACACACACACACACACACACACACACACACACACACACACACACACACACAGCUGGACUUACCUCAGGUCCAAUAUUUGUCUUUAUUUAUUAAAUCAUAAUCCAUUUUCAAAGUUAUCUUAUAAUUGUUACACAUUAUGAAUUCUGCAGAAAAAGGCUGCAUACCUUGUUCUCUAAAACAGGAGACAAUUUAAACUAUACAAAGGUUUAUAAAGCUAAGAUUAAAAUUAAAAUUUCUUCCAGUUAAAAUAUUACUAGUAGUAAUAAUAUCAUAAAUAUGAUAAUGGGUCACAAUAAUCAUUUCUGUACUAAUGGAAUAGCUGAGAAAUCUCUCUUCCUGGGAGUUCAUCACAUCAUUUUCUUAUUUUAAAGGUUCAGUCAAUAAUUUUGAGAGAAAUGAACACAGCUGGGUGUUUUCCGAAAGCAAUACAUAUAAACAAACACAACUCCACCCUUCUGUAAUCCCACUAAAGCCAAGAGCUUAACCAGAGCGUAUUAAAUAUUAAUGUCACACAUAUUUUAUUAUUAUUAUUUCUAAAUUUUCAGAUCUUAUCUUUAAAGUACAAAAAAAAAGACAAUUAUUAUAUCGAUGUUUUUGUUUGGAGAAAAGCUCCCAAACUGCUGUGUCCAUAAGUUUUUUCUUUUGUAGAUACAUCUCUAAUACAGACGAGAGCAUUAGUAACACAUCUCAAGUUUACUCUAUACAUCCAUGCAGACACUGUUUUUUUUUUUUUGUUUGUUUGUUUGUUUGUUUGUUUGUUUUUGGCUACAGCAUUUAAAAGUUGAAGGUAAUUGGAGGUUGUGUUAGAUUUUAAAACCAAAGAUUCAUAUGAAUGUAUUUUCCAACUUGAUGAUGAUGAUUGACUGAAUGUAUCAAAUUAGGCUACUGGGUCAGAUCGGAUACAAAAAGUUCAAGAAAUUUCAUUUUUCAGACGGCUCAUACUUGUAUUUGUAAAGUUUUUUACGCCUCCUUGUGGACAAUGAAUGUAACUGCUGUGUAUCUCUGAUUCAGAGUUGUGAACUGUUUGAACUCAAAUCUAGGAGGCUGAAACACACAUGGUUUUCUUUCUCAAGUUCAUCUUAUUCGUUUCAUGCUACUAAUUAAGUGAAAAGUGGUGAUAUGGUGUGAUGGUACGUAUAUGGAAAAACAUGCAAAGUUCUGUGUGUUCUAGAAAACUUUCUAAAGUUGUGUAUAUGAUGUUAUAGUAAGUUGUGAAAUGCAUUGUGAAGUAUCGACUGUUUCUUAUAAAGGGCUUUUUAAUGCAAAGUAUCCUAAUAUAAUGUUGUUAUCUGAAAUCAAGCAUCCUAUAAUAUUCCAAUCAAACAAUAUAUUUAAAUCAAUUAUAUUAAAUUGCUUAAUGUGGCACUUUCACAUAAAAUUUGAUUAGAAAUUACAAGAUUCUGGAUUCUAAAAAAAAAAGCACCAAGAUGUCAAUUUGCAUAUUGAAAGCUGAAUUGUUUCUUCUCUUUUUUUUCUGCAAAAAACAACAAUAAAGCUACUGCACUGGCAAUUUUCACUGCACUAGCAGUCCACCAAACCCUUUACAGUGUAUCUAACACCUCAGCGCUACAGAGCGUACUCAGUUUGCAUUUCAGUACACUUUGGUUCUUUUUAAAAAUGUAUUACAUACAUGAUAAGCUAAUUAAUUGCACUGUACCCUCAAAUAAACUUGUGCCAGGUUAAAGUGUGUUAAAGGAGUAAUAUCAUCCUUAUUAGAACAUACUGUUCUUUUGGGAUAGGAGAGUCUUCUGAUAUCAGGGUUGCACAUGUAAUUUCUAUCACGGUGUCAGGUAUAAGUUUAAUAAAUCCAGAAAAAUGCUAAAAGAUCUCUGUGCUUCUGUUAGACAUUUACUGCAGUAAAGUUUCAUAGUAAAUGAUCAGGUUAUUGAGAUGUAUAGGUUCAGGCAUUGUAGCUCACAUGAGAUCCAGACUAUUAUGUAUGCAAAAUGAGGUCAAAAUCAGAAUCUGUACAAAUUAUACGUUGAUCCAAUAUAAGUAUGUGGACUGUCAAUUCAAAUAAACAACAAACUAAGGCAAAGCA
Tachysurus fulvidraco (yellow catfish) is the source of this 3136-nucleotide messenger RNA. RefSeq names its product RAB3D, member RAS oncogene family, a (gene rab3da). The record is from RefSeq and is a predicted model, not a curated record. The transcript is spliced from 5 exons. Gene Ontology annotation, molecular function: GTP binding; GTPase activity. Lineage: Eukaryota; Metazoa; Chordata; Actinopteri; Siluriformes; Bagridae. The coding region runs from base 228 to 893 and encodes 221 amino acids. Gene Ontology annotation, biological process: protein localization to plasma membrane; regulation of exocytosis; protein secretion. Gene Ontology annotation, cellular component: synaptic vesicle; endosome; plasma membrane.